AUGGCUAAAUUGAUGGAUAGCAAGUUCAACGACGGUGAUGCCGGAGUGAUCAAAGCCAAAACCAGAACGUGUUCUAUGAAAGAAGGCCUUCGACUGCCACACGAAUAUUGUCGGUCAACACACGGCGGGAUGGCUUCCGCCGGCGAAGUCUUGUUGCCACACCAACUCUGUAAAUCAACCGGCAUCAGCAGGUUUUCCGAAGGUGGCCAUGCAAUCAACCGCCCAGUUAGUCAAAAGAAAGACAAAAACCUCAUGUUGCCUCAUGAAUUUUUUGGCAGCAAUGGGAGCCGUAUUGCCGGAGAAGAAAUCCUGUUGCCUCAUCAACCGUGCGAAUCAGUCGGCAGCAGCUGGUUUUCCGAUGAUGAAAUCAAGCGUAAAAUUAGUGCUAAGAUAGACAACACCGUUGUUUUGCCUCAUGAAGCCGUUGGCCGCGAUAGGAGUAGGAUUGCCGGUGAAGAAGUCAUGUUGCCGCAUCAACUGUGUGAAUCAACGGGCGGCGGCAGGUUUUCCGAUCGUGCAAGUAAACACGAUAAUACUCCAAAGAAAGACAAAACCAUCACAGAAGAAUUCAGUGACAGGUGUCAAUCAAGAUGCAGCGGAGGUGAGAACAUCUUGUUACCCCAUGAAUUACUCGGGAACAAAACCGAUGUUUCAGAUUCUGCAAUCAAACUCUCCAUCAGUAACAAGAAUGAUCAGAAUCUCCUCUUGCCAUGUAAUCUUUCGAUAGAGAUGAAGAUCCCAGAUGGAAACUUUUCUAAGGAUAUGAUCAUGCUUUCCGUGAAUCUUGCAGGAACUGCAAUUGAGCUUUCUUUGGGUAGAUAG
Molecule: messenger RNA, 822 nt
Organism: Lactuca saligna
Lineage: Eukaryota; Viridiplantae; Streptophyta; Magnoliopsida; Asterales; Asteraceae
Source: the annotation of a GenBank genome assembly